AUUUACACAAAAAUAAACAUUGUAGUGUUUGUUUAUAUUGAUAUGUCAUUUGGCGCAAUAAACUUAUUAGUUUUUUCCCUACUUUCCGUGCCAGGUAUUCUUGGUCAGUGCAUUGAGUGCAAGGCUCGCGGGCAGUUCCACUGCCAGACCAACUAUACGGGCUACUACUGCGCUCCAGGCGCUUACAUCAAUGAAAAUGAGAUUUCAAAGGAUAAAUGCCAAGGGAAAAGCAGGGCUUACAACAGCCCCUUCUCUCCAUGCACCCCCUAUCCAUUCGAAAUAACUUACAUCGAGACGUUUUGCUGUCUUUAUUCACCCUCCCUUGGUUGCCAGUUGGCUCUGAAUCCAGGUAUCUUCAGUAAGGAGAAGCUACCUGUCAGCAGAUGCGAGGAUUGCAUGGGGCACUGCCAAUGCUUGAACAAGGGUGCACCUUUCUUUCAGUCCUGGAUAGUGGUUUUUCUUUUGGCCAUUUCCACCAUACUAACCCAGUUGACAUACUUAAUAACUUAGGACUGAAAGAGGUGCAAAACUUAUUGAAGCAUUGACAGUAGUUCGAUGUGGGUGAUUAUACUCAAUUCCAAUCGGUGGAACUGAAUUAUGAAAAGAACAAAUUUAAUUAUGAUCAUCUUUAAAUGUUCACAUAUGAA
Molecule: messenger RNA, 647 nt
Organism: Drosophila suzukii
Lineage: Eukaryota; Metazoa; Arthropoda; Insecta; Diptera; Drosophilidae
Source: RefSeq, a predicted model, not a curated record